This is a messenger RNA of Gorilla gorilla gorilla (western lowland gorilla), 393 nucleotides long. Its product is annotated as histone H2A type 1-D. Gene Ontology annotation, molecular function: structural constituent of chromatin; DNA binding; protein heterodimerization activity. Lineage: Eukaryota; Metazoa; Chordata; Mammalia; Primates; Hominidae. The transcript has a single exon. Gene Ontology annotation, cellular component: nucleosome. The record is from RefSeq and is a predicted model, not a curated record. The coding region runs from base 1 to 393 and encodes 130 amino acids.
AUGUCCGGACGCGGCAAGCAAGGCGGAAAGGCCCGAGCCAAGGCUAAGACCCGCUCUUCGCGGGCCGGACUCCAGUUCCCUGUGGGCCGCGUGCACCGCUUGCUCCGCAAGGGCAACUACUCCGAGCGAGUCGGGGCCGGCGCGCCAGUGUAUCUGGCGGCGGUGUUGGAGUACCUGACCGCCGAGAUCCUGGAGCUGGCGGGCAACGCGGCCCGCGACAACAAGAAGACCCGCAUCAUCCCCCGACACCUGCAGCUGGCCAUCCGCAACGACGAGGAGCUAAACAAGUUGCUGGGUAAAGUCACAAUUGCUCAGGGCGGUGUUCUGCCCAACAUCCAGGCUGUACUGCUCCCCAAGAAGACUGAGAGCCACCACAAGGCCAAGGGCAAGUAA